CUUAACCCCUCUCAUGGACUGAAACACUCGACUCUCUGGACUGUCUCUCUAGACUGGUUCAUUGUUUUAUUAUAUGAUAUGAAGCUCGUGUAAAUUACCAGAUCUGUGUCGUUGAUUUCAGAGAGACACAUCUUCUCGGCUCUCGCCAAUCUCUGAAGUCCAAACCACAAGUGCAAAAUGGGCAUCAAAGACGCCUCUCUCUUAUUAUUCUUCGUCGCAAUCUCUUGGGUUUCUACCAGUUUCGCCGAUUCAAUCCACGGUUGUGGCGGCUUCGUCGAGGCUAGCUCUUCUUUGAUCAAGGCGAGGAAGCCCACGGAUGCUAAAUUGGAUUAUUCUCACAUCACGGUUGAGCUUAGGACAGUUGAUGGGUUGUUGAAGGAUAGUACUCAAUGUGCUCCAAAUGGUUACUACUUCAUUCCCGUAUAUGACAAGGGUUCUUUUGUAAUUAAAAUCAAUGGGCCAGAUGGAUGGUCAUGGAACCCAGAAAAGGUUCCUGUCGUUGUUGAUCAUACUGGCUGCAAUGGUAGUGAAGAUAUUAAUUUUCGGUUUACAGGGUUCUCAAUUUCUGGUAGAGUUGUGGGAGCUGUUGGCGGAGGGAGCUGUUCUGUUAAAAAUGGAGGUCCUUCAAAUAUUGAAGUUGAACUUUUGUCUGAUACUGGUGAUGUUGUUUCUUCUGUUCUAACAUCAGCAGGGGGGAAUUACUUGUUCAAAAAUAUUAUUCCAGGAAACUAUGAACUACGUGCUUCGCAUCCUGACUUGAAAGUUGAAAUUAGAGGUUCAACAGAGGUGAAAUUGGGGUUCGGAAAUGGCGUAGUUGACGACAUUUUCUAUGUCCCUGGGUACGAUAUUCGUGGAUUUGUUGUUUCUCAGGGAAAUCCAAUAUUGGGAGUUCACGUUUAUUUAUACUCGGAUGACGUCUUAGAGGUAGACUGUCCCCAAGGUUCUGGUACUGCCUCUGGAAUGAGGAAGGCGCUCUGCCAUGCUGUAUCUGAUGCUCAUGGGAUGUUUGUGUUUAUAUCAAUACCUUGUGGAACAUACGAGCUCAUACCUUACUACAAGGGGGAAAACACAGUAUUUGAUGUUUCACCUCCUGUCAUGUCAGUAAUUGUGGAGCAUCAACAUGUGACAGUUCCCCAAAAGUUCCAGGUCACUGGAUUUUCUGUUGGUGGCCGUGUUGUUGAUGGAAAUGAUGUAGGAGUUGAAGGUGUUAGAAUCAUAGUUGAUGGUCAUGAAAGGUCCAUCACUGACAAACAAGGGUAUUACAAGCUUGACCAGGUUACUUCCAAUCGCUAUGCAAUAGAAGCCACAAAAGAGCAUUACAAGUUCAGCAGUUUGAACGAUUAUUUGGUAUUACCGAACAUGGCUUCAAUUGUGGAUAUUAAAGCAGUUUCCUAUGAUGUCUGUGGUGUGGUUCAGAUGACUAGUUCUGGUUACAAGGCAAAGGUAGCUUUGACUCAUGGCCCUGAAAAUGUCAAACCUCAAGUGAAGCAGACUGAUGGAAGUGGAAGUUUCUGCUUUGAGGUUCCACCUGGUGAAUAUCGUUUAUCUGCUUUAGCAGCUUCGCCUGAGAGUGCUUCUGGUCUAAUGUUUUUGCCAUCUUAUAUCGAUGUUGUGGUCAAAAGUCCAUUAUUGGACGUGAAAUUUUCUCAGGCAUUGGUCAAUGUGCGUGGUACUGUAGCCUGCAAGGAGAAGUGUGGUGCUUCUGUUUCUGUUACCCUUGUUGGUUUAGCUGGUAAACGAAAUGAAGAGAGGAGGACUGUUAGUUUGACUGAUAAGAGUAGUGAAUUUCUCUUUCAAAACGUCAUCCCUGGGAAAUACAGAUUUGAGGUCAAACACAAUUCAGAAGAACCUGCAGCUGUAGAAGAUAAUUGGUGCUGGGAGCAAAGUUUCAUUGAUGUGGAUGUUGGUCUUGACGACGUAAAAGGAAUUGAAUUUGUUCAAAAAGGUUACUGGGUCAAUGCCAUUUCCACCCAUGAUGUAGAUGCUUAUAUGACUCUACCAGAUGGUUCAUCCAUUAAUUUGAAAAUUAAGAAAGGUUCUCAGAAUAUUUGUGUAGAAUAUCCUGGAGUGCAUGAACUUCAUUUUGUCAACUCGUGUGUUUUCUUUGGGAGCUCAUCAAUUGAGAUUGAUACAUUAAACCCAUCGCCUAUUUAUCUGAAAGGACAAAAGUAUCUUCUUAAAGGACAAAUCAGUGUUGCAUCAAGCUCGUUUGAUGGUGUCAAUGAGCUACCUGAGAAUUUCAUUGUCGACAUUCUAAGUAGCGGGGGCAGUAUUAUAGAUGGGACCACAGCUAGACUUACUUCCAGUGAAAAUGACCAAAGUGCUGCUGUGUAUGAAUAUUCUGUAUGGGCCAAUCUCGGAGAAAAACUUACCUUCGUUCCUCAGGAUUCAAGAAAUAAUGAGAUGGGGAAGAUCUUGUUUUAUCCCAAACAACAUCAUGUCGUAGUUACAAAUGAUGGUUGUCAAGCUUCAAUCCCUCCAUUCUCUGGUCGAUUGGGUUUAUAUAUUAAAGGAUCAGUCUCUCCCCCCCUUUCUGGUGUUCAUAUUAAGAUUCUGGCUGCUGGAGAUAGCCGCAUUGCUCAACUUAAGGACGGUGAAUUAGUACUUGAAACUACCACGGGAAAGGAUGGUUCCUUUGUUGGGGGUCCUUUAUAUGAUGAAAUAACAUACAGUGUUGAGGCUUCCAAGCCUGGCUAUCAUUUAAAAAAAGUUGGCCCUCAUUCCUUUUCUUGUCAGAAGCUUGGCCAAAUUUCCGUAAAUAUAUAUUCUAAAGAUGAUGCUAAAGAGCCUAUUCCUUCAGUGUUAUUAUCUUUGAGUGGCGAUGAUGGCUACAGAAACAACUCAGUAUCUGGAGCUGGUGGAACCUUCCUCUUUAAUAACUUAUUUCCUGGGACUUUCUAUCUCCGUCCUCUGCUGAAGGAGUUUGCUUUUUCCCCUCCAGCACUGGCGAUAGAUCUUGGUUCUGGGGAGUCUACAGAAGCGGUUUUCCAGGCCACUCGAGUGGCUUACAGUGCCAUGGGUGUGGUCACUUUGUUGUCUGGCCAACCAAAAGAAGGUGUGUUAGUUGAAGCCAGAUCAGAAUCAAAGGGCUUUUAUGAGGAAACAGUGACUGAUCCAUCUGGAAGUUAUCGUUUGAGAGGACUCCUUCCUGACACAACCUAUGUAAUCAAAGUAGUAAAAAAAGAUGGUUUGGGUAGCGCUAAAAUUGAGCGUGCAUCACCAGAAUCUGUUACUGUCAAGGUUGGCUACGAGGAUAUGAAAGCAUUAGAUUUUCUGGUCUUUGAACAGCCAGACACAACUAUUUUAAGUUGCCACGUUGAAGGAAAGAGAAUAGAGGAACUGCAUUCACAUCUACUUGUGGAAAUCAAAUCAUCUAGUGAUGUUUCUCGGAUUGAGUCGGUCUUUCCUCUUCCUCUUUCCAACUUUUUCCAGGUGAAGGACUUACCUAAGGGUAAGCACCUUCUGCAGCUCCGGUCUAGUCUUCCGUCAAGCAGCCACAAGUUUGAAUCUGAGAUUAUCGAGGUCGAUUUAGAGAAGCAUACUCAUAUACAUGUUGGCCCACUUAGAUACACGUUUGAAGAGGAUCACCACAAACAGGAUUUGACUCCAGCACCAGUUUUCCCUCUUAUUGUUGGAGUCUUAGUGAUUGCUCUGUUUGUCAGUAUUCCAAGGUUGAAGGAUUUAUAUGAAGCCACGGUGGGAAUACCAACACCCGGAUUCACUACAACUGCAAAGAAGGAAGUGCGGAGGCCAAUUUUGAGAAGGAAGGCUUACUGAAUGUCAGUUUGUGCCUAAUGGAAAUGCACAAAUAUUAGAUCUGCUUUGCCUUUGCUGUUUCGAGGUUGAAGAUGAACUUAGCCUAGGAAAGAGCUUUAGAAAAUUAGAGCCACUCAGGGUAUUUCCUCUCACUGUGACGUAGGCAUGUAAGGUUUUGUGAUAUAAACUUUGCAUUUUUUUUAAAAAGCAAAAGCUUCCACCAUGGUUGAGGCCCUUCAUGUCCUAAUUUUUGGCCUUCACACUAGUGGACAUGCAAUUUUAAGAUAAUAUUCUUGUACUUGGAAGUGAGUGACAUACAGGACGAUUCAUAAGGAUAGGAUUAAGUUAGGGACAUGAAAGGUAUUACAUUUCUUAAUUCUUCCCCAACACAAGCGGUAGAUCAACAGGCAUGCGUAUGUAUGUUUUGAAGCUACACUUACAAAAUAACAGAUUAUGCAAUGUUUCUUAUUGUGGGUGAUGUUGGAAUCAUCAUGAA
This is a messenger RNA of Prunus mume (Japanese apricot), 4252 nucleotides long. Its product is annotated as Carbohydrate-binding-like fold. Lineage: Eukaryota; Viridiplantae; Streptophyta; Magnoliopsida; Rosales; Rosaceae. Gene Ontology annotation, cellular component: endoplasmic reticulum membrane. The record is from RefSeq and is a predicted model, not a curated record. Gene Ontology annotation, molecular function: carbohydrate binding.